CUAAGUUUUCCCCAUCCUUGAACUGUAUCCUCCCCAAGCACUAACCACACAGCUGGGUUUAGACUGGACUUUGAAGAACAGAAAGGCUCCUCCCAGGAGGGGGUGGGAGGAGGAAGGGGCGUGCCAGCGUAUUUCACUGAAAUGAAAGUGGAAGCAGAGAGCCUGCUUACCGGACCUUCAGCCUUCUGAAGUUUCUCCCUGGAGUUUAGUGGUGGAGGACUCUUCUACUUUGUGCCCUACUCUGAAGCCUCAGCUCUUGCCGAGUGGAUCCCAGAUUCAUGUCAGUGGCCCUGAAUGACAUCCUAUGCACUCUGCAGGAGGAGCAGGCCAGACUAAAGAUGAGGCUACAGGAGCUACAACUGCUGAAAGAGGAGCUCAGGGACUCCACCAAAGACAAGGUCCCAUUCCCAGUGCCCGAAGUCCCCCUGGUAUUCCGAGGACACACUAAGCAAGGCCGAGAAGUGCCUAAGUAUUUGGUUUCCAACCUGCAGAUGUGCUGCCCUCUGCCUGGAAGCUCUGCUCUGGUUACCUUUGAUGACCCCAAAGUGGCCGAGCAGGUGCUUCGCAAAAAGGUACAUAAGAUUGACAUGGAGGAGUGCCGACUGCUGGUACAGGUCCAGCCUUUAGAGCUGCCCAGAGUGACCACCAUCCAGGUGUCCAGCCAGACAGAUAGACAGAGGGUGCUGGUCAGUGGAAUUCCUUCAGGACUCGAGAUGAAUGAGGAGCAGCUGUUGGAUAAGCUGGAGAUCUUCUUUGGCAAGGCCGGGAACGGAGGUGGAGACGUGGAGACUAGGGAACUGUUGCAAGGAAGUGUCAUGCUGAGUUUCACCAAGGAAGAAGUGGCCCAGAACCUGUGCCAGAUUGGUCAGUUCAGAAUGUUAUUGGGUGGACAGCAGGUCACUCUGAAAGUCUCUCCCUACAUGAGUGGGAAGAUCCAGAAGGCUGAGAUCAAAUGUCAGCCAGUAGCCCGCUCUGUUCUGGUGGUCAACAUUCCUGAUGUCCUGGACAGCCAGGAGCUGCAUGACAUCCUGGAGAUCCAUUUCCAGAAGCCCACUCGGGGGGGCGGAGAGGUAGAAAACCUGACAGUGGUGCCUCCAGGACAGCACGGCCUGGCAGUCUUCACUUCUGAGUCCCCCUAAAUUGUGUGUGUGAGUGUGUGUAAAAGAUCUCAUGUUCAUCAGCAGGGGGUAAGAAUUCCAAAUUGCAAAACAUGAAUUGCAUGGCAUGA
This is a messenger RNA of Perognathus longimembris pacificus (Pacific pocket mouse), 1228 nucleotides long. It is a transcript of the gene Ifi35, whose product is annotated as interferon induced protein 35. NCBI's taxonomy places the organism in Eukaryota, Metazoa, Chordata, Mammalia, Rodentia, Heteromyidae. Gene Ontology annotation, cellular component: nucleus. The transcript is spliced from 7 exons. The record is from RefSeq and is a predicted model, not a curated record. The coding region runs from base 279 to 1139 and encodes 286 amino acids.